This is a messenger RNA of Stylonychia lemnae, 5535 nucleotides long. Lineage: Eukaryota; Ciliophora; Spirotrichea; Sporadotrichida; Oxytrichidae. The record is from the annotation of a GenBank genome assembly.
AUGUCAAAAGUUGCAAACAUUUCUUACAAGUAACAACAUAAGUUUAUAUUAAACAAUGAAAUGAUAGUAUAAGGAAAGAAGAGCGGUCAUUUGACAAAGCCUAAUUACUUGAAGGUAUCCGAUCCUAGCAAACUAAUCUAACUGCUGAUACUCUUAAAAGAUACAGUGCCUUAACCAGUGUAAUAAGAAUUUAGUGAAUAUGGAAAGAAACUGCUAGGCUAAGCUGCUUAGUCCAAAGAUCAAUAGAUGGUCAAACCAGAUAAAUCUGAGUACAUUAAUACGGACACUUCAAUCAUUGAUAGAGAUAAGAACCAGAAUAUCUAUUAUACUAGUUAUAACAACCUAACUUUCGAAAAUUCUAGCUUUCUUGACUCUACCUAAGAAUCCAUUAAGUUCGAAGAUAUGAUGAAGAGACCAAACAGAUUCAAUGAUACAUUUUCGAAGCCAUUCUCCUAAAUAACAAAUGAGUAAGAUUCAAGAAAUAGCUAAAAUACAUUCUUGUUUGGGGCUAUGCAAAGAAUACAGCCAAUCAACCAUUCAAAAGACAGUAAUCCAUUUGGUAUUAAAUUUGAGAUUCCACCCUUACCUUCUAUCUCAGGUAUUGAGAGUUAACUUUAGAUUCCUAGUAACAUGCCUAAUUUCUUUUCUUUUAUCAAAGCUCAUGAUAACUCUAAUUAAAGCAGCUAGCAAAGUAUUAAGAAUGAAAAUUCAAACAACUCUCAAGGUUCAGCAGGAGGUAUCUAAUGGAUAUCGAAAUAAAAGACUCACAAAAAAUCAGAAGCUAAAACAUCACCACCAUACAAUAGAAGACAGCUUAAGGAGUAUAAUAAGAAAUCUGCAAAUAAAAGAAGUUUGAUUUGGAAUUUAAUGCCUCAUUUUGAUGAAAGUUUAGUGAAAUCAAAUCUGAAAGAAGAAUCUGGAAUACAAAGAUUAUGGGAAGAUGAAUCGAUUGAUAUUAAGUUGAGAGAUCUGAGAUUGUGCGAAUCAGGCCUGCUAACCUCAGUCAAAUGUAGAGAAUUUAAUAAAGCCUUCUUGAAAUAUACUGAUAACAAUUUUGAAAUAUAUGAAAAGAAAGUAUUCACGGAAUCUGAGGUAAUACAGAUGGCAUUACUAAUGCUCUAAGGAGUGCCUAGUCAGCUCUUUUUGCUAAAGAAUGAGAAUUUGACUUUUAUAUUAAGACCUAACUUUGAAAUCAGAAAUUAUUCUUUAAAUUAAGAAUCUGCCUCUUAAAUAUUUGAAAGUAUGAUUGAAAGUGGAGGCUUCUUUUUGCAUCUAAGAGAAUUUACUGAGUUUAUGUCUUACUCGCAAAAUAAUGGAGGUAUGAUUUUGCAGAACUUUGUCUUGGCUUUAUCAGAUUUCCUUACGUUUUACUAUAACUAAAUUAAUGAGCUAUGGUCAGGAGUUGAAGCUAGAAGAAAAUAUGAGGAUCUUACAAUGUUCAACAUUGUGGCAGACGAAUCAACCCAAAAGUAGAUUAAUUCUUAGAUGACCAUACUUGAGUUAUGCAUUCAUACAAGCCAGCUGCAGAAGUAAAUUAGACUAAUGGCGACAAUUUGUUUUACUUAGAAAUUCAUAAAAGAUCUUGAGCAGAUUGACGACAAAAAAGUUAUAUCUGAAUAAUUAUAAGAAAAAACUGAGGAUCUAAAAAAAGUUAUAUAUCAUGGAAAAAAUUUAAGAGAAAAAUUUUAAAUUGACAUAGACAAAAUUAGAUCAAGAGUUUGGAUGGAAAACUUUCCAAGAGGUGCAUAGCUGCUCAGCUACUUAUAUCUAAUUUUAUUGUGUUUUGAAUCUGAUUUGUAAGCUGUAGAUCUAUUGAGAAGAAUUUUCUAAAAGUCUAUCUAACCCUUGCUCUCUAUGAUUAACAGUUUUAUCUUUACUGGAGAUUUUGAUGAUCCUUAUGGUGAAUUUUUCGUUGAAAAACUUUACAGAAGAGGUGUAGAAGCUAAUAUUCUUUAAAUUCAUGACUACUUGUUUAAGCUUACUUCAAACCCUCAAAAAAAGAUUCCCAUAUUUAUGGUUGAUUCAGUUUCAGUCAUCUUUAAAGCUGGUUCCUCUCUGCAUUUACUUAGAAAACAAGGAAAUCAGCUCUCAUAAUAUCACGACACGACUGCAAUAAAGUAGUAUUAUGAGAUAUGUACUAGUGGAAUAAAUAAAAUAUCAGAGGUAAAAAUGAAUACUCUAGGUAAUUAGUACUUUAAAUUCCAUCAUGAAGCCUUUAAUCAAAUGCAUCUUGAUUUCUAGAUAUAGCAUUUAAGAGAAAAUCAAGAAUCAAAGACUAAGCACUUUGAAGACCAGACUGAAAAACUCUAGUAAAUAGAGAUGACUAUUGUUUAGCAAGAAGAGGAGUAUUUUUUCAGGUAGGUUAUACUACGCGAGGAAGCUAAAAGAGAUUAUGCCUUGAAAAGAGAGAUAGAAAUGGAAAAAGAGCGAAAAGUAAUAAGAGAUAGAAAAGAAGCAUACAUGAGAGAAAUUCAAGAAUAGCUUGCUGAAAAGUAACAGAGGAAGGAUAAAGAGAAGGAAGAUAAAAUUAAGGAGAAUGAGGUAAUUAGAAAAGAGUAGCAAGAAUAUGAAAUGAGGAAGAAAGCCAUUGAAGAAGAACUGAAGAGAUAAUAUCUCGAAAUUAUCAAGGAGAAUUAAAAAUUAGGUGAGGUUACUAAGGAUAUUGGAAAGUAAGAUGAAGACGAAUUAGACAGACAAAUACAGCAAAUUAUGGAAUAAAAGAAAGAGGAGGAUAUUCAAAUUUAAAUGCAAGAUUAGCCGCCAGUUUUAAGAAAAGAAAUAUAAUUGAAUACUCAAAAUUAAAGCAAGAUUCAAGAUGUAGAAAUGAAGGAUGAAAACCCACUAAAGAAUGAUGAGAUGACAUUAGUUUAAUAAUAACUCGAAAUCGAUAACCCGCUUUUAUCAAUAAUCAAUGAUGCUCUCUUAAAAGCAUAAAUAAAUCUCAAUUAAUCAUAGAUUAAGGAGGAAAUUAUGAUUGAUAUGAAUCCAAUAGAAUAACCUUCUUAGUUACUGAAAUUAGAAGAGAUUGAAUUCAUUGAUUCUGAAACUCCUAAUGAUGAAAGAGUAGAUCAAUCCAAGCCAUAAGAAACUGAUCAUCAAAUGAUAUAGAUAGUUAUUGAAACUUUCUUGAAACCCUUAUUUGAAAAGAUAAACAGCAGAAUAAAUGAUAUUGAGAACAUAAAGAAAAAGAGACUCACUUGGAAUCGUAUUAGAAAAGAUGAAAAAAUACAGAAAUUUUAAGAGAUAAAGAGUAAAUGGCGAUAUCAAGAGCCAUAAAUUUCAGUAUAGUCAAAACUUAAUAACAUUUUUAAGGAGUUUGAAUCAGUUUUAAAAGUCGAGAAUGAUUAACAAGAUGAGAUUGCUAUAGGGCAUAAUCAAGUUCAGUUAAAAAUAGAAUCUGAAAACAGAGUGAAUGCUUACAGUGUCCCAGUUAGUUUGGCUUUGCAUUAAUGUGUAGUAACAGUUGUGAAAGAUCAAUAUAAGUUAGUAAACAAAUGCCUUAUCCAUUUAAUGUUCAGAAGAUUGAAUCUCUUCAAACACUUAGAAGGGCUAAAGCAGUUUUUCUUUUGUUAUCAAGGAGAUGUGAUAUCUUACUUUAUGGCAAGUAUAUUCAAUGAUGAUUCUGAGUCUACUAUCAAAGAAAAUACUCUUUCAUUCAUUAAUGGGUAGUUAGAUCUUGCUGUUAGGCUAAGUUCAUCUGAGCGAGCAUUAGACAUAAAUACUCAAGAAAAUAAGGACCUUAUGGGAAACUUCAACCUAAAUACCUUAGGGGAAAACUUUGAAUUUUAAGCCUUAAACAUGACAGGUCUUAAUCAGAAUAAAAACUUCUUCUUUACUGCUUUCAAUAGAUUACCCUGGAAAGAAUAUCAUAAGAUCAGAAAAAUUCAGCUGUUGAGAAAUAAGAUGCAUCAUUUUACUUCUACGCUAGAGUAAUAUGCAUUAACUGAGGUCAUUCAUUCCUCUUGGUAGACAUUCAAAAACAACCUACCUCAUCAGUAUAUGUUUGAAGACUUGAUAAGACUACAUAAUGACUUCCUUGACUAAAUAAUGAUAAAGUGCUUUAUCGAUAAAAAGGAUCACAAGAUUAUGGGUUAAAUCACCAAGCUUUUCAGUUUUGUUAUUCAAUUCAGUAAGCUUGUUAAGGAAUACGGAGCACAGAUAGUCAAUCAAAAAGAAGCUAUAGAUGAGGUUCAUUAAAUUUCAGAUUCCUUUGAAAGAUAUACCUACUACCUCUAUUAAUUGGUUAAGCACCUUGCUCACAAGGGAUCGUUCAAAGAGCUAUUUCUACUUCUUGAUUUCAAUAAGUUUUACGACAGAGGCAACGCCCUUAAAUUUGAAGAAUUGAGCUAUAUUUCUCAGUCCUUCUAGCUACUUCAACAGGUCCAUUCCUCCAGGCAAUAAAUUGUAAUUAUUAAUUUGUAUUAAAUUUUGAAAUUUAAAAAGAAUAAAAUAAUGAGUGGAAUUAACGCAAUCAAUAACAACUUAAUUGCAAAUCAUAACCCUGCUGCUUCUUCAGCUUAAAACUCAAAUGGAAUGAAACUAGACCUGAAUAUAGAAGCCCCUUUUAUUAAGAUAGUGCAUGAAUCUUUUAAAAGUCAUAAGAAGUAUAUUGAAAAAGAAGUGAAUCUCAUCGUAACUAAGAUCAAUGCUAUUAAAAAGCAAGGGUCAACCAAGGGAGCUUAAACUGUUAUUGAUACUAUCGAUCAACUUAUAUCUAAGCUAAACCAAUUGAAAACUAAGUAUAAUAAGAUGCUUGAGGCUGAAGAUUAUCUGUUUCAAGUCAUGAAAAAAAGGUUGUAGCACCUGAAUUUUAUGAAUGAAAACUAAGUCAAUCCUGAAGUCAUGAAAGAUUACUUUACUAAAAGACUUAAUAGAAUUAUCAUUGAUUAUAUGCUGAGGGAAAACUAUUUCGAUUCAGCUCAGAUUUAUAUAGAAGAGACCGGGUUAAAGGAUUUUGUAGACUUAGAAGUAUUCGAGGAAACAAGCAAAAUACUGGCGAAGCUAAAGUAAAGAGAUUGUCAGGAUGCACUUACUUGGUGCAAUACUCAUAAGACUAAGCUUUAGAAGUUAAAUUUUGGAGAGGACUAGAAAUUCCUGAACAUAAUUCAGCAAGUAAUGGGCUUUUUAAUAUUUAGAAAUGAUCAAAGAGAUAAAUAUGAAUUCUACAGAUUAUUCGCAUUACCUGAUACUCCAAUGAUAAGUCAAUCACUAUCUACAGGCAUUCCAUUAUUGAAAACAGAAUUUUGCAUGCAUAAUGACUCUGCUAAUUAAUCCUGCCCCACAUGCGCUUGCAACAUAAGAAAGUUAGGAUAGAAAUUGCCCUUCUCCCAUUAAACUUAAACUUGCAUCACUUGUGUGGUGACUGGAGAACUUAUGAAUGACUAGAAUCAGCCCUUAUUCUUGCCAAGUGGCCACAUUAUUAGCGAAAGAGGACUUAAGCUUAUUAGAGAUCAGAGUGAAAAGGAUAAAGUGAUUUGCCCCUUCACAAAUUAAUCAAUCUCUCAAAAUGAUGUCAGGAAGGUAUUCUUCUCUUGA